AUGUCAGAGACAUUGCUGUGGAGAACUCUGUGCAAGGUCUUCAGGUUUUUCCGUCCUAUUUGUGGACCUCCUGAAACGAGCAGCAUUAUUGCCCACAACAAAGCCAAGAGAAUUAAACUGCGCUGA
Molecule: messenger RNA, 126 nt
Organism: Cooperia oncophora
Lineage: Eukaryota; Metazoa; Nematoda; Chromadorea; Rhabditida; Trichostrongylidae
Source: the annotation of a GenBank genome assembly